Messenger RNA from Funneliformis mosseae, 337 nucleotides. The record is from the annotation of a GenBank genome assembly. Lineage: Eukaryota; Fungi; Glomeromycota; Glomeromycetes; Glomerales; Glomeraceae.
AUGAAUUUGGACUCAAGUUUGGUUGGACCAUCAUGUUCAAUAACUUCGCCCACCACUAAAACAAAGACUGUUUCUACCUCAGGACAAGCCAAAAUUCCAACAAAGAGUCCAUCAUCUUCACAUAAAAGACCAUUUAAUAAUAAUUCAGUUGUUAAAGAUCCACAAACAAUUGCUGAAGAGUUGGCAAGAAAACGUGCAAGAAAUACCGAUGCAGCAAGAAGAAGUCGACAACGUAAAAGUAUGAGAAUGGAUAGUCUUGAAAAACAAGUUGUUGAAUUAACUAUUGAAAAUAAUGAAUUAAAAACUCGUCUAACUGUAUUGGAAGUCGAAAAGAAAA